Penicillium salamii is the source of this 1440-nucleotide messenger RNA. Lineage: Eukaryota; Fungi; Ascomycota; Eurotiomycetes; Eurotiales; Aspergillaceae. The record is from the annotation of a GenBank genome assembly.
AUGAUCAAUCUUCACAGCAAGUACGUGCAAUUUCCAACUCACUAUACACCCACCGACGGUAUGGAUGUACGCCAUCGGUAUCCAGUGGCCGUGGUCCUACCAACCCUGUCUUUCUUGUCCAUUGCAGUGGGAAUCCCACCCUUGAUUCUACUGGCCAAGAAUCGAAACUACCCUGCCGCCAAUCUCAUCGCCUGGUCAAUCAUCCUCAAUCUGUUCAACAUCAUCAAUGCCCUCUGCUGGCCCAAUGAUGACGUGGAUUCGUGGUGGGACGGCUCCGGCCUGUGUGAUAUCGAAGUCAAAGUCAUGGUGGCCGGCUAUAUCGGUGUCCCGGGGGCUCUCCUUUGUAUCUUCCGCAGCCUGGCCAUUGUUCUGGACACAGACCGUGCAACCCUUGUCCCGAGCCGGAGUCAAAGAUGGCGUAACCGAUUCAUGGACAUCGUCUUCUGUGUCGUCGCUCCUCUCAUCGCAAUGGCCACCCACAUCGUCUACCAAAAGAGCCGCUACUACGUCUUUACAAUCUCUGGAUGCGUGAACAACUACGACGAGAGCUGGGUCAGCCUUGUCCUCGCCUACAUCUGGCCACCCAUCAUCUGCGUCAUUGCAGCAUACUACUGCUGCCUGGUCCUCAUCCGUGUCCGCAGAUACCGAAAUGAAUUUGCCAACAUUUUGCGUGCAUCAAGCAGCAAUCUCAGCAAGUCUCGCUUCAUGCGUCUCUUCUUCCUCGCCCUCUCAAUGCUUGUCUGCAUUUUGCCCCUUCAAGGCUUCGUCGUGUAUACCGACAUCACACUGGCACUUCCCUGGCACCCAUACUCAUGGAGUGAAACCCACGGUGAAGACUGGUCCAAGAUCAUCAAAGUCCCACAGGGCAACAAAGUCUUCUUUGACCGCUGGACACCCAUCGUAUCAGGAUUCAUGGUCUUCAUCUUCUUCGGCUUCGGUCAUGACGCCACUCGCAUGUACCGCACCAUCUUCUGGUAUCUCGGACUGGGAUACUGUUUCUCGAGUGUCGAGCGUCCCGUCACUACUCCUUCCCAGGCAACAAGUCCAGGUGCAGAGUCCGGAACAACCCUUGUUGGGACCAUCACUUCUAGCGCAAAGUCGUUCUUCAGUCGCAAGGGCUCCACAAGCACCUUCUUGACUACUGGUACCUACAACGAUAUCGAAAAGGGCACUUCUUCCUCCCGUCACGGCCUGCCUGCGCGUCGGUGGAAAUGGCUGUCAUCUCUUUUUGGACGUCGUUCCCGUCAUCCUCGUCGUUCUAUGACCGAGGAAGGACUUGCAUUGCGGGAGGUUGCUGGUUCAGGGAACACCAUUCUCACUAAUGCCUGGGCGAGUCCGCACGAUAAGGAUACUUUCGGAAGUCCUACUUCCUCGACGUCAAACAAGGAUAAUAUCCACGUGCAGCAUGUCAUCAGCCAGCAGAGUGAGAUCCACAUCUAG